This is a messenger RNA of Galeopterus variegatus (Sunda flying lemur), 2356 nucleotides long. It is a transcript of the gene EYA2, whose product is annotated as EYA transcriptional coactivator and phosphatase 2. Bases 6 to 1622 code for a protein of 538 amino acids. Gene Ontology annotation, molecular function: protein tyrosine phosphatase activity. Lineage: Eukaryota; Metazoa; Chordata; Mammalia; Dermoptera; Cynocephalidae. The transcript is spliced from 15 exons. The record is from RefSeq and is a predicted model, not a curated record. Gene Ontology annotation, biological process: negative regulation of extrinsic apoptotic signaling pathway in absence of ligand; positive regulation of DNA repair; cell differentiation. Gene Ontology annotation, cellular component: nucleus.
AGGAAAUGCUAGAACUAGUGAUCUCACCCAGCCUCACUGUAAACAGCAAUUGUCCGGAUAACCUGAAGUUUACCCGUGCUGACGCCGCUGUGUGGACUCUGGGUGACAGAGAAGGCAUCAGCAGAUCAGUUCCCCUGCGUGUGUCCCGGCUCUUUGCAAGGCCUUGCCCACGAGUCCUGCCCAGCCAGCCUUCCACAGCCAUGGCAGCCUACGGCCAGACUCAGUACAGUGCGGGGAUCCAGCAGACUGCCCCCUACACAGCUUAUCCACCUCCAGCACAAGCCUAUGGAAUCCCUUCUUACAGCAUCAAGACAGAAGAUAGCUUGAACCACUCUCCUGGCCAGAGCGGAUUCCUCAGCUAUGGCACGAGCUUCAGCACCCCAACCACUGGACAGAGCCCGUACACCUACCAGAUGCAUGGCACGGCAGGGAUCUAUCAAGGAGCAAAUGGACUGACCAAUGCAGCUGGAUUCGGGAGUGUGCACCAGGACUAUCCUUCCUACGCCGGCUUCCCGCAGAGCCAGUACUCCCAGUAUUACAGCUCAUCCUACAACCCUCCUUACGUCCCGGCCAGCAGCAUCUGCCCUUCGCCCCUCUCCACGUCCACCUACGUCCUCCAGGAGGCAUCUCACAACGUCCCCAACCAGAGUUCUGAGUCACUUGCCAGUGAAUAUAACACACACAACGGACCUUCCACCCCAGCAAAAGACGGAGACACAGACAGGCCACAUCGGGCCUCUGAUGGGAAACUCCGAGGCCGGUCUAAGAGGAGCAGUGACCCCUCCCCAGCAGGGGACAAUGAGAUUGAGCGUGUGUUCGUGUGGGACUUGGAUGAGACGAUCAUUAUUUUUCACUCCUUACUCACGGGGACUUUUGCAUCCAGAUACGGGAAGGACACCACAACGUCUGUGCGCAUCGGCCUGAUGAUGGAGGAGAUGAUCUUCAACCUUGCAGAUACACAUCUGUUCUUCAAUGACCUGGAGGAUUGUGACCAGAUCCACGUCGAUGACGUCUCAUCAGAUGACAAUGGCCAAGAUUUAAGCACCUACAACUUCUCCGCCGACGGGUUCCACGGUUCGGCCCCAGGAGCCAACCUGUGCCUGGGCUCAGGCGUCCACGGCGGCGUGGACUGGAUGAGGAAGCUGGCCUUCCGCUACCGGCGCGUGAAGGAGAUGUACAACACCUACAGGAACAACGUGGGCGGCUUGAUAGGAGCUCCCAAAAGAGAGACCUGGCUACAGCUCAGAGCCGAGCUGGAAGCUCUGACAGACCUCUGGCUGACCCACUCCCUGAAGGCACUAAACCUCAUCAAUUCCCGGCCCAACUGUGUCAACGUGCUGGUCACCACCACUCAACUAAUUCCUGCCCUGGCCAAAGUCCUGCUGUAUGGUCUGGGUUCCGUGUUUCCUAUUGAGAACAUCUACAGUGCAACCAAGACAGGGAAGGAGAGCUGCUUCGAGAGGAUAAUGCAGAGAUUCGGCCGAAAAGCCGUCUACAUCGUGAUCGGAGAUGGUGUCGAAGAGGAGCAGGGAGCGAAAAAGCACAACAUGCCUUUCUGGCGGAUAUCCUGCCACGCUGACCUGGAGGCGCUGAGGCACGCCCUGGAGCUGGAGUAUUUAUAGCAGAAUCGGCGGCGUCACCCUCCACCCAGGCCCCCUCGCCUUCCCCGCCUCCCCACUGAGAACUCCAGAGACCCAGACGCUGGACAUCAGGCAGGUCCUUACGGCUGAGAGGGCAUGACCAGUGACCAGCUCAGAAGCUGUGCUUCCAGUCCACACGAGGGUCCUGUGAAGCAAAGUACCCAACAUUGGCUUUAGAAUAUGUGACUUUGGGGAAAAGAGCUGUCUCAGAGUCCAGACUUUUCUACAAGACUCACAGAACAAAAGCAAGGAAUUACUGAUUUGGGGGAGGGCUGGUGAUGAGGAGGGGACGGGUUCUUUUUUUUUUUUUUUUUUUUUUUUUUUUUUAUGGACUAAUCUCAUUACUCCGGUAUUAUGCUCUUGUACCUGUGUUGUUGGUUUUCUUAGUCGUUGGUUUGGUUUGGUUUUUUAAACUGGCAUGUGGGGUGGUUCACAGUUCUAAUUUAAGCACUCUCUUCUCCAGGUUGUGCUUUGGGGGGACAAUCAUUCUUCGAACAUUAGUGAGGGAGGCGAUUUGGGGCUGUUGGGAAGACUAUUGCUUAUUUUUGUUUUUAAAGACCCUACCUGACAUCAUGUGGACACUGCACGUGCCUUAUGCUGCCAUCUUGUUUUCUAGGAAGAGGGGGACACUGGGAAGGAAGAGGGGGACACUGGGAAGGAAACGAUACUUGGUGAUGGAUAAAAGGCAUUAAAUAAAACCACGUUUACAUUUUGAA